UCAGAUGGGUGCUGCCUGCUGUCUUCUCAUCGUUUACAUGCUCUGUUUGGUGGAAGCUAAGCCAAAAUACGUUUCUCAAGUAUUGGAAGCAAAAUGGCAAUCUACACCUCUACUGCUAGAAGCCAGUGAAUACAUAGCUAAGGAAGGUAAUGACCAGUUCUGGGCCUUUGUCAACGAUGUUGCUCGUCUUAAAGUCUCAGAUGUCAAAUCUGAUUCUGACCAGUCACACUAUCACCUGAUACAGAAGCUGGCCAGCAAACAGCUCAGCCCCAUACAGCUUAACCUGCUCAAGUUCUCCCUGUCCCUAAGGGAGUACUCCCCCACCGUGGAGAUGUACAAUCAGAUUGCCAGAGAAAAUGAAAAAGCUGAGCAGUGUUCGACAUUUGCCGUCGUCCAUGGGGAGACAACUUGUGAUGCGAAGAAAGUGAAAAAUCUGAUAAAGUCAGCUGAAUCUAGACCUAAGCCACCUGUGUAUACACUGGACCACGUGUACCCAGGCCAGAACCGCGAUGUUGUUGUUGUGCUGUAUGCAGAGCUGGGUACAGAGGAAUUCAAACAGUUUCACUCUAUCCUACAGGAGCUGGCUGCCGAGAAGAAGAUCAGCUAUAUUCUGAGGCACUACACACAGAAGCUUCCCGACAAGAAGGUUCGACUGUCAGGGUAUGGCGUGGAGCUGGCCAUCAAAAGUACUGAAUACAAGGCAAAGGACGACACCAAAGUCAAAGAUGAAAAAGAUAAAGAUAAAGACGAGGCAGAUGAAGGGGAGGAUGAAAUUCAGGGAUUUAUUUUCUCCACUCUCAAAGAGAAAUACCCAGAUAAGAAGAAGGAGUUAAGGGAACUGAAAAUGCACUUAUCUGACACAGCUACAGAGUUGUCUCCCCUUAAAGUCUGGCAGUUGCAAGAUUUGAGUCUUCAGGCCGCCCAGAGGGUUGUGUCAGCAGAUGCAUCGGAUGCCCUCAACCAUCUUACCCAGAUAAGCCAGAACUUCCCACAGCUGGCCAGGUCAUUGGUCAGACAGUCUGUGAAGUCAGAACUGAGAGAAGAGAUACACAAAAACCAGAUGGAUUUUGACACAUACCACAAUUUGGGUGCAGGUGAAUCCGCCAUGUUCCUGAAUGGUUUGCCUGUUGACCUUGAAAUUUAUGACAUCUUCACCUUGUUAGGGGUCAUGAGGUCAGAGGCCAAGGUCAUGGAGGGACUUUUCUCAUUGGGAUUAAGGGGGGACCGUUUAAACCAGAUGUUGAAAUUAGACCUGAAAACAGAGGAGAGUUACGCCCUAGACACACGUCACAGUGCUGUACAAAACAUUAACGACCUGGAGAAAGACAAGAAGUACAAAACAUGGCCGUCUUCCACUCGGGACAUUCUCCAGCCCACAUUCCCCGGAAUGUUACGUCACAUCGCUAAGAACUUCUUCAACUUGGUUUUUAUCGUUGAUCCGAUGGAUAAGAACUCAAGAGAACUCCUCAAGAUGGCUGAAGCCUUUUACGUUCACAGUGCACCAAUGAGGAUUGGUAUUAUUUUUGUGGUGGAUUUCUCCAAGGACACAAACGGGUUUAUGGAUGCAGGCGUUGCCCUCACUCGAGCCUUUGAUUUCAUCAAGACAGACGAGAAACCCUCCAGGGCUCUUUCCUUCAUCACAGAUGUGUACCAGAAGGCAGGUGCUAACCCAGUCAGUGUGGAGGAUGUCAUUGCAGAGUUCAAAGGUCGCUACAAGGACACUGACAUGGACAUGGUGUUCGGAGACACGGAUGAUUACGAUGAUGUCCGACAGAGCUGUGGUGACUUCCUGAGGCAAACAGGGCUCCAAGAGUUUCCGCAGGUUUUGCUGAACGGGGUCCCUUUGAAAAGGGAGAGUCUGAACGAGGAUGGGUUUGAAGAGGUGGUGGUGACAGAGGUGCUAAGGGUGACACCCAUUCUGCAGAGAGCUGUUUAUAAUGGCGACUUGACAGACAACAUGGACGUGACGGAUUGGCUGAUGGACAGGGAGAAUGUGAUGCCAAGACUCAACUCCAGAGUCCUCUCCCCUUCCACUCAAUUUCUGGACUUCACAGAGAACAUAGACGGUGAUAUUUUCAAUUCUGAAGACUUUGAGCAGCUGACACCUUUGGACAUGUCCUCAGUUAUCGCACAGAACAUGAACUACCUCGUCAAAAAGGAAGAUGAUUCUGCAAAGGCUGUGACAAUUUGGGUCGUGGCUGACCUGGAAACUGCCAAGGGGAGAGAACUGGCUUACUCAGCAAUCAAGAGUCUGAAAUCUACACCAGAAAUGCGGCUGGGAUUUAUCUUCAAUCCAGUAUCACUGGCUGCCAAGGAGCUCAACAUCAACAAGGCUGUACACGUUGCCAUGGCAACAUUAAGUGGCCACAUUGCCAAGAGCUUUGUCACCAAGUUAGUGAAAGAGGAGAAUGUGGCUGCUCUGAACAGCGGAGCGAAAACUCUCAUUGACCUGGAAGUCAACGGUAUGGAUAUGAAGGCUUACCUGGCUGCUUUGAAGAAAGAAUCCAAUACGGUUUUGAAAAAUCACAAAAGUUUUGUGGAGAAAGCAAUAAAGUUUGACGUGGGCGUGCGGGGAGUAAUAGCCAAUGGUAGGGUUUUGGGACCAUUUGGAGAAGAUGAAAAUUUUAUUCAAGAAGAUUUCACUUUGCUGGAGAAGUACACAUUCCAGACUUCAGGCAUGAAGAUUCAGAGGAAGCUCACGUUUGAGGACACUCCCUGGCAAGAAGCCAGUGAACAAAUCAUGAAGACUGGAGCCCUUCUGUCAAGCAGACGGCAGAGUGAUACUAGCAGAAAAGAGCUCCACUUCAAAGGGAAACAACACAGUGUUGUGCACAUUAAGGCGGAUGUUGAUGCUCCCACAUUUGAGGUAGAGGCCAUAUUGGAUCCAUUGACCAGAGAGGCUCAGAAAAUGGCUCCAAUUUUGGCAGUGUUGAAAGAAGUGGCAAAUGUCAACAUUCGUAUAUUCAUGAAUUGUCGGGACAAGCUGUCGGAGAUGCCAUUGAAAAAUUUUUAUCGCUAUGUCCUGGAGCCAGAGAUCCGGUUUAAAGUAGAUGGAAGCUAUUCAGCCGGGCCGUCAGCAAAAUUCACUGACAUGCCGCAGAAAUCUCUGCUGACCCUCAACAUGGACCCCCCAGAGAGCUGGCUGGUGGAGUCUGUCAUGUCUCCAUAUGACCUGGAUAAUAUUCUACUGGAAGAGGUUGCCACAGGUGUGAAUGCUAUAUUUGAGCUGGAGUACUUGUUAUUAGAAGGUCAUUGCUAUGACAGCGUUUCAGGCCAACCUCCACGAGGUCUUCAGUUUGUGCUGGGUACAAAUUCCACUCCUGCUGUCAUGGAUACCAUUGUCAUGGCUAACUUGGGUUAUUUCCAGCUGAAGGCAACACCUGGUGUGUGGUUUUUGCGACUUCGAGAAGGAAGGUCAUCGGACAUCUAUGACAUAUCAACGCAUGAUUUCACGGACACCCCUGAAGGGUCUUCAGAUCUUGUGGUUGCCAUCAACAGCUUUAAGAGUAAAAUCAUCAAAGUUAGAGUGGCCAAAAAGAAAGAGAAACUGAAAGAAGAUCUGCUGAAAGAUGAGGAAGAAAAACCAGGCAUUUGGGAUUCCAUUUCAAACACCAUAACUGGUUCAGGCACACCUGAGGAGACAGACAGUACUCUGAACAUCUUCUCUGUGGCCUCAGGUCAUCUGUAUGAGAGGUUUCUCAGGAUUAUGAUGUUGAGUGUACUGAAGAACACCAAGUCUAAAGUCAAGUUUUGGUUUUUGAAGAAUUACCUCUCCCCUACCUUUAAGGAUUUUAUACCAUACAUGGCUGAGCAUUACGGUUUUGAGUAUGAGCUUGUCCAGUACAAAUGGCCGCGCUGGCUUCAUCAACAGACAGAAAAACAGAGGAUUAUUUGGGGUUACAAAAUUUUAUUUUUGGAUGUUUUGUUCCCUCUUCACGUGAAAAAGUUUAUAUUUGUGGAUGCUGACCAGAUCGUGCGGACAGAUUUGCAGGAGCUCCACGACCUUGACCUUGAAGGGGCUCCCUACGGAUACACACCUUUCUGUGACAGUCGUAAAGAAAUGGACGGAUUUAGAUUUUGGAAGUCUGGGUAUUGGGCUAGCCAUUUAGGUCAUAGAAAAUAUCAUAUCAGCGCUUUAUAUGUAGUUGAUUUAAAAAAGUUCCGGCGCAUUGCUGCAGGGGAUCGUCUGAGAGGGCAGUAUCAGGGCCUGAGUCAGGACCCCAACAGCCUGUCCAAUUUGGACCAGGAUUUACCUAAUAAUAUGAUCCAUCAAGUGUCCAUUAAGUCUUUACCUCAGGAGUGGCUCUUCUGUGAGACGUGGUGCAGUGACGAAGAACUAGCACGAGCCAAAACUAUAGAUCUGUGUAAUAAUCCGUUAACAAAAGAACCAAAGUUAAAAGCUGCCAUGAGAAUUGUGCCAGAAUGGAAAAAUUACGACUAUGAAAUAAAAUUAUUUUGGGAUUCUGUAUACGGUACUAAUACAGCGGAGGAUAUAGAAUAUGAAAAACCAUUCCAAGAAGAUUCAUCAAAUGUUACACCGAGGACCGAUUUAUAAUAAAGCCCAAGUUUAGUUUAUUACAUGCCAAGUGCUCAUCUGGCACCUUCACAUUUUCACACCUUUGAUAUCCUCUUAUAUACAAUCACAUACAUGUACUUGCACACCUGUGUCAUUCCAAAAUCCAUGUCAUAAUGUCCACUGUGUAAAUAAAUGGUUAGAACUGAGAUUUUUAUUUAUUGUUAAUAGGUAUUUAAAUUUGUAAAGUUUACAAGGUUUUAUGAGCCAGAUUUUGAACUUAUGAAGUGAGGUUAUUGUUCAUCCUACGUGUUUUGUAUGGAAGAGGAAUGGUAUCAUACCAGUUUUCUUCAGGCACGGUAAAAGAGGCUGUCAAGAGAUGUUUGGUUAACUAAUCCAUCUUACAUGUAGCUUAUCAAAUCAAUUUUUCUUUAUUCUCCAAGAACUUCUCAAAUUAUUGCUUUUCAAAAAAUCUCUGACUCGUAAGGGUACUACUUAUAGUGUAAAAAUAAUUCUAAAGGUUAAAAAAGUUAUAAUGCAAGCGACAUUAUUAAUUUUACGAAAAUUAAUUACCGAUGUUGAACUGUAACACAUGCAAAGACAAGGCCGAUAUUGUGUGAAAGGUAAUUAUUUGGGCUAUUCUAAAAUAGCAAACUUUCUAUUUAGAUUUGCGCGGAUCGUAUUUACGCCAAUAAUUUGCAGGUGUAAUCUCCUAAUUUUUAUGCUACCUUCUUUCUUCAUCCUUUUCGCAUGUUCACCAAAGGAAGUUUUAAGAAUGUGGUGAAAGCAUUUCUGUGUUAAGACACUACUUCGCUGGCCUAACGGUUAGAGCGUCCGCCUCGAAAUGAUAUUUGUUACUUGCCGCUCAGCACCAAUAGGCUAGUACAAGGAAACAGGAUUGGCUGCCCCCGGUGGUAGUAAAAUGUGGGUGAGGUGUCAUGUCUGGUGUCUUUGACAUGACACUUCAGUGGCGGCAACACUUUGGCAGCAUUGACUCGCCCUUCCACAAGAAAACACAGUAUAUGUACACUAACCUAAUGACUCCUCGUCGUCAUAUGCAGAAAAAUUUUUAAGUACAACGUAACAGUACCCAAACAUACUUACAUACACCCAUAUAUAUUUUCACUAACUGUUUUCAAAACUCUACAUACUGUCUCGAGACCCCCUCCCCCCCCCCCCCCCCACCCCCCACCAAAAAUAUUUUCUGUCAAGUCCUGAUAUCUGCAAACCCACAUAGCAUGAACUAUCUUCUGAAUCGGGGGCUUGUACUCAAGAACAUUUCACUUAUAUGACAGCGGCCAGCAUUAUCUUGGGAGGAAACCGGGCAGAGCCCGGGGGGAAACCCACGACCAUCCGCAGGUCGCUGACAAAACCUUCCCACUUACGACCGGAGAGGAAGCCAGCAUGAGCUGGACUUGAACUCACAGCGACGGCAUUGGUGAGAGACUCCUGGGUCAUUACGCUGUGCUAGAGCGCUAACCUACUGAGCUAUAUGUGGAGAAUUAAUUAUAAAUCAUGUAUCAUUCAAUAUAACCGAACUAAAUUGUCUACAGAUACUCUACAGAUAGGUAAAAUAAUAUAUGGUCGAAAAAAAAGGAAAAGACCUAACUUACUAAACAAUUAGUUUUAUCGCUCUGUUUCAUGAGGAAAAGAUAACUCAGAAACAUGAUGUACACAGUUUGUACAAACAAUUUUUUUUUUCAACCAGUGUUAUACAGUGGGAGUUUUACUUACUGUUGGCACAGAUUCACUGUUCUGUAGCAGAUUUAUUCUUGAUAACUCUUCUUGAUAAUGAUCUGAUUGAAUUGAAUGGUUAUUGACCAUACGUAAAUAUAUGUAUAAUCACAUAUCUCGUAAAUGGCGGGAAUAAAGUCCGAGGGACUUGUUCUAUCCCUGACUCAUUAUUAUCAAAUAAUAACAAUACAUGCUUGGUGAGGAGCGGUAAUUAUUGAACAAUUGUAUUAACAAAAAACAGAUUUCAGGGAAAAAAUUAACAUAGAAAUGUAACACUGCAAAAACCUAAGUUAACUAUACAGUAGUGUCUGGGAGAUUGUAUGACUAAUGUGGAAUAUAAAUGAGGUAGCCAAUUUGGCAAACAAAAAUUCUGGGCUUUUCCCACAUCAGAGUUUUGCUUUAAGGUUAAGCACGUGCAGGGAAGGGGAUAUUGUGAAUGUGUUUUUAUUUUCCGUUUUAUGGAUUGACUGAAAUUGCUUGAGGACUUUGCUCUACACUAUUUCAUAUCAGAUCUCUUCAUUCCUUACUGUAUAAACCACGUGGUCACAUCUGAAAAUUCAAAAAAUAAUUUCACUGCUUGGUAGCAGCGCAGAAGGAUGCAUCAAGUGGAAUCGGUGAAAAUGUAAACUUUUUUGUAGCUGCAAUUAUAACCAAGGAAGAAUUUUUUAAAACACCACCUCGGCAUGUUCUACCAGCAUUACUGCAUUAUUAACUUUGCAUAUAGGAC
This is a messenger RNA of Liolophura sinensis, 6974 nucleotides long. RefSeq names its product UDP-glucose:glycoprotein glucosyltransferase 1-like. The transcript is spliced from 41 exons. The record is from RefSeq and is a predicted model, not a curated record. Gene Ontology annotation, molecular function: UDP-glucose:glycoprotein glucosyltransferase activity. Gene Ontology annotation, cellular component: endoplasmic reticulum. Gene Ontology annotation, biological process: ERAD pathway. Bases 5 to 4555 code for a protein of 1516 amino acids. Lineage: Eukaryota; Metazoa; Mollusca; Polyplacophora; Chitonida; Chitonidae.